GCACCUCCUGCCCUUGCCUCGGGGUGCGCGGCUGGCGAGGGCGCGGCUUGGGAGCGAGACAAGCGCCGUCGCGUAGCUGGCCAGGCCCAGAUCGGCGAUGAUGGUAUCGAGGAUGCAGACACCGAUGACGGCCCAGGGUUGCUGAACGAGGUGCCACGUGCUGCAGCUGCAGGGCUUGCUACACAUUCGGCGGCUGGCGCCGCAGGGGAUGCGAUGAGUCCUCCUGCGCCGCCGCCGCCCCCACCGUCAGACCCGUCCCAGCUGAACCUGGCCCAGUACAUCAUCGGCUCGCUGACUGCCUCCAUGGGCACCAGGAUCGAGACGAUAGAGUGCGGCGUGGCGACGCUCAAGCGCACGACGGAGACAAACGCGAGAGACAUCGCCGCGGUGCAGGCACGGUUGUGGGCGCAAGAGGCUAGGUUGGAGGCGCUCGAGACAGGCACAUGGGACAAGGAUGAGGUCGAGAGGCAUCUGCGCACCGAGCUGGCGAAGUCGGAGACCUUGGAGCGCCAAGGCAUUACGGAGGUGUACGGACUGGGCAGGUUCUGCGAUCAAGCCAAGAUGUUUUUUUUUCUGGGCAACCAGAAGAUGCGGGGUUCCUCGCAGCGCUGGAACGGUCACAAGACCCCCUGCCCUGGCGCACGGAAUAAUAAGCUGUGGCACAAGGUGGACCAAGAGCCGCACGCGGUGGAGUUGUCUCGUAAUGCGAGCUUCGCGGUCCGCAUCCUGCGCGGGUAUGGUACGGAACACGGGCUGUGCACGGAGGAGACCGAGAUGCGCUUAUCCGACGCAGAUUGGGACAAAGGCCAG
Prorocentrum cordatum is the source of this 810-nucleotide messenger RNA. NCBI's taxonomy places the organism in Eukaryota, Dinophyceae, Prorocentrales, Prorocentraceae. The record is from the annotation of a GenBank genome assembly.